Messenger RNA from Talaromyces atroroseus, 918 nucleotides. RefSeq lists its product as hypothetical. Lineage: Eukaryota; Fungi; Ascomycota; Eurotiomycetes; Eurotiales; Trichocomaceae. The coding region runs from base 1 to 918 and encodes 305 amino acids. The transcript has 2 exons. The record is from RefSeq and is a predicted model, not a curated record.
AUGAAGCCGGUGCGCGAGUUUUAUAUUCCUUCCGUGCACGAUGAGACCCGCCUGAGCUGCCGCAUAUACCAGCCUGAGGGACUGGACUACCAGCAGCAGCCUGUGAUCAAGGCUGCUGUCGUUGCUCAUCCAUAUGCCACACUUGGGGGAAGCAACGACGACCCUGUUGUUCUGUCAAUCACCGCGGAGCUUGUGCGCAAUGGGUACACGGUGCUUACAUUGAAUUUCCGGGGUGCGAGCUAUUCCGGGGGCACAACGACGUGGACGGCCAAAGCGGAGAUGGGCGAUUAUGUUUCUGCUUACGGAUUUAUGUUGAAAUAUUCACAACUCCUUGGGCCACCUAAGCCGGUUGAACUAGUCCUGGCCGGAUAUUCAUAUGGAUCUAUGAUCGCCUCUUAUCAACCCAGCGUCGAGGAUGUAAGGGCCGUAUUCUUCAAACCGAAAACAAACUCGUCUGCAGCCAAAAUCAUCGCGAAAGCCAAACAAGUGGCUUCGGGAGAAGAGGUAAAUGAAGAUGAAGAAUUCUACGACUUUCGAAGAGUAGUAGAAAUAAAUGAUACAGAAAGUGAUUUACCGGCAGCAAAGAUUUCUUUCUUAUUGAUCUCGCCUAUCCUCUCUCUCGCCUCGGGAUUCGUGACAUUAUGGGCAAACUUGUCAAAGCUGUGGAUUGGGAACAAACAGAUCGUCACCCCAGCCCCUGAACAGCGACUCCCAGGGAAAAAGACCCUCGUCGUGUACGGUACGGACGACAUGUUCACAUCCGCUAAAAAGCUUCAGGCCUGGACCCAGAAGCUGAAGGAUGCGCCGGAAAGUCAGGUGGAUGCUGUAGAGGUUCACAUGGCCGGGCAUUUCUGGAUGGAACAAAGUUUCCAUCAAAAGCUUAGGCAAGCCAUUGGCAAUUGGCUGGGUCCGGCGUGA